Messenger RNA from Myripristis murdjan (pinecone soldierfish), 2095 nucleotides. It is a transcript of the gene tspan12, whose product is annotated as tetraspanin 12. The transcript is spliced from 8 exons. Lineage: Eukaryota; Metazoa; Chordata; Actinopteri; Holocentriformes; Holocentridae. The coding region runs from base 641 to 1564 and encodes 307 amino acids. The record is from RefSeq and is a predicted model, not a curated record. Gene Ontology annotation, cellular component: plasma membrane.
CAGCGCACCGCCCCCGGCUGCAGCACCAACUGCAAGCCGCGACUCACUGAGCUGCUCAUUCUUAAAAAUGCUCAAGUUGAACCGGACGGGGCUCACCAACUCGCCACUUUGACGCGGACUUUUGCGCACCGAAUGGUAUGUUUACGCAUGACGGCGGUGUUUGGGGAGGCACUUCUGAAACAGGGCUGCUGCAGUGGUGGAGUUUUGCAGGGAGUUUUAUUUGGAGUAAUCUGUUUUGGAGUUUAGAGUUGACGUUUUUGAUGCGCAGGCUGGACCGCUUAACACACGGAAAGUGAGUUCUCUUGCGCCAGGCGUUGUAGGAAAGUUGUAUUAGACUUAUGCGCCCGGUAUGUUCUUUUUUCCCUCUCGUGGUAGGCUUGCUAAGUGAGUGAUGAUUGAUGUAGAUAUGUCAGCACUACUGAGCGCCCAUCCGCACACUCCAUCAUCCCGUGGGCCAGGAAAGUAAGAAACCACCUGUUGUGAAUGUUUUCUGGAGCUUCCCACGGAUAUACCCGAGCCGCUAAACAAGACAUCGGACAGGCGCAUCAGAGUCCACCAAGACAUGUAAAACCGCGCAUGAUGUUGCCAUGGUGUCCCGGGCUAAGAUGAGGAGUACUGAGCCCCAGUUGCUGCGCUCAGAAUGGCUCGGGAGGACGCGGUGAGGUGCCUGCGCUGCCUGCUGUACGCUCUCAAUUUACUCUUCUGGCUGAUGUCAGCAUGUGUCCUGGGAGUGGCAGCUUGGCUCAGGGACUACCUGAACACUGUACUGACCCUGACAGCCCACACUAGGCUGGAGGAAGCAGCAGUUCUUACAUAUUCCCCAGCUGUCCAUCCUGUUAUCAUUGCAGUGUGUUGUUUUCUAAUCAUUGUGGCCAUGGUGGGCUACUGCGGCACACUGAAAUGCAAUCUACUGCUCUUGUCCUGGUAUUUCGGCAGCCUGUUGGUGAUCUUCUGUGUGGAGCUGGCCAGUGGUGUGUGGACCUACGACGAGCCCUCAGUGCAGCGCUCCGACAUGAUCAGCCUGAAGUCCCGGAUGCCAAACUACGGCCUGCAGCGCUACCAGUGGCUCACACACACCUGGAACACCUUCCAGACCGAGUUUAAAUGCUGCGGGGUGAUUUACUUCACUGAUUGGCUGGAGAUGACAGAGAUGGAGUGGCCGCCAGACUCCUGCUGCUCCAAUCAGUAUCCAGGAUGUGCUCGCCAUGCCCACUACCGUGACCUCAGCGACCUCCACCAAGAGGGCUGCGGGCCAAAGAUUUACAGUUUCAUCCGAGGCACGAAGCAGCUGCAGGUCUUGCGUUUCCUGGGCGUGUCCAUUGGCGUGGCUCAGAUCCUGGCCAUGGCGCUCACCCUCACCCUGCUCUGGGCCCUCUACUAUGGCCGCAAAUCCCCAGAACUGCCCCCUCCGAUGCCAUCAGACGACUCUGCCCCCCUCACAGUGACCCACGGGCCCUCAGGGGAAGCCACAGAGUCGGGCUGCAUCCGUGCACCCAAGGUCUGGGCCUCCAAUGUGACAGCCACACCCAAUGGACACCAGUUUGAGAUGGAGCGGCUGUCGUAGCACUGAGCCCCAAGCCUGAACUCGUUCAAGAACUCAAGCACCUUAAAGGACAAUAAUGACAUUCGAUGGAAAACUUGGAGAAAUUUUGUGUGGACAAGUGGUACGAAUGAUGAAAGAUCGAAAAGACAAUGUCCCCGUCAUGAACCCUGCGAUGGAGAAGCGCUGGCUUGCGGUACUUUGUCUGAGGUACUUUGUGGUUCUUUUCGGACGCCACCAGGAUUCAUGUUUUGGAAGUCAAAUCGAAUCACCACUAUCUGAGAAAGGAGGAAUCCAACAGUGGAUUGUUUUUUUUUUCCUUCCAAUCCUCACUUUGUUCUCUUUGGGAUUGUCACCACUAGUAAAGAGGCAUAACGAUGUCUUAAUUCUUCUUGGAACUUUGUAACUGAGAUCUGAGGCUGUAAAAACUGGCUUUGGAACUUUGGAACAAACAAGGAAAAUUGAGUUAGUUGUCGCUGUUUUGAGGCAUGUCCUCGUGAACUGGCAUCGCACACCACUGGAAGUUAAGCAGAGACAUUUCAUAGGGAAAAAAAA